This is a messenger RNA of Pistacia vera, 1043 nucleotides long. RefSeq names its product LEAF RUST 10 DISEASE-RESISTANCE LOCUS RECEPTOR-LIKE PROTEIN KINASE-like 1.2. NCBI's taxonomy places the organism in Eukaryota, Viridiplantae, Streptophyta, Magnoliopsida, Sapindales, Anacardiaceae. The transcript has 3 exons. Bases 26 to 937 code for a protein of 303 amino acids. The record is from RefSeq and is a predicted model, not a curated record. Gene Ontology annotation, molecular function: polysaccharide binding.
AAUUUCUGAACAAAUUGACCACACCAUGGCCUCUUUAGCUUGCAAUAUCCCCACUUUCUUUGUAAUCAUCAGCAUCCUCUUCUCCUCCAUCAAUGGCAACUCAGCACAGCCACCCACCAGAAUUUGCCCUCAUUUUGACUGUGGUAAUGGCAUUACCAUCAGGUACCCAUUUUGGCUCCAGGCUCUCCAACUUGAACACUGUGGCUACGAGGGCCUGAACCUCUCUUGCCAUGCUCAAAUUCCAAUCCUAAAUCUAUCCAGCGAUCUCUACCAGGUUAGAAGUAUUAAUUACUUGGAGAAUUCUCUCAUCGUCUCUCACACUGAACUCACAGAAACAAACAACUGUCCAAAAAUCCACCAUGAUUUUACACUUACACUAACCAACUCUUAUCUGUUCAACUUCACUUCUGGCAAUAAAUUGCUACGUUUCUUCUAUAACUGUACCUUGUAUCCUCCUUCACUACCAGAUAUAGCUUGUCUUCAAUCCGGUGCCAAGCGUUCAUUCGUGUUUACAAUCGGAGCCAUUCCAGAGUUUGACUGGCACGGCUACUGUGAGUCAACCGUGAGUGUUCCGGUGCUUGAAAAGGCUCUUGAUGAUAAAGAACUUCUUGUUAGCAGCAUUAACAAAGCUUUACCAGAAGGGUUUAAGUUAACAUGGCGAACACCAUCUGGUUCAUGUCAAUUGUGCGAGGCCUUUAACUCCAACGGAUUCUGUGGAUACACUAAUAGCAGUUCAACCGAGAACUUCUUCUGUAUUUGCCCCGAUGGACGCCACUCAAUUAGCUGUCCCCAAGACGUUGUUGUUUCGGCCAGUUUUGAACUGAAUUCCGUUGGUUCAGGUGCCAUAGUUCUUGGUGGGCUGAUGAUUGUAGCAACGGUUUUUUAUUUCGUCCAGAAGAAGAAAAAUUCCUUGUACAAACCAGUUUCUCGUAAAUGAUACAAACAGCAGCAGCCAAAAUUAGACACCCUUGUUCUUCUUAAUUGGUCUGGAUUUUGAUAAUCAGUGAUCUUGUGCUUCAAAUAAAGCUUUCACAUAAGUCUUA